Molecule: messenger RNA, 345 nt
Organism: Macrosiphum euphorbiae (potato aphid)
Lineage: Eukaryota; Metazoa; Arthropoda; Insecta; Hemiptera; Aphididae
Source: the annotation of a GenBank genome assembly
AUGACAGGACGAGGCAAAGGAGGAAAAGGUCUGGGAAAAGGAGGCGCGAAACGUCAUCGUAAAGUGCUCCGUGAUAACAUCUGUAGUACCAAGCAUCCAGGCUUAUUACACAUCCAGGGAAUCACCAAGCCCGCCAUCCGUCGGUUGGCCCGCCGAGGCGGUGUCAAACGUAUUUCCGGUUUGAUCUACGAAGAGACCCGUGGAGUCCUGAAGGUAUUCCUGGAAAACGUGAUCCGUGACGCAGUCACGUACACCGAGCACGCCAAGAGGAAGACCGUCACCGCCAUGGACGUCGUGUACGCUCUCAAACGACAAGGCCGUACUCUGUAUGGUUUCGGAGGUUAA